AUGAUUCUUUUGAGCCUUACCCGGGAAAAGUUGAUCGACAUUGCUUUAGUCGUUUAUAAGUAUCGCUUCUAUCUUGCAGCUGGUUUCCAGGAUUUCCCUUUUACGAUCAAGUCUGAAAGAAUGUUCCAUUUGACUUCACAACAGCAAACACGACGACUAAGGACGGUAGUAUCCACCGCACUCACUAUUGAUGAAGCACUUUUUAUGAGCGCUUCGGUACUUAGCUGGAUCGCCUAUAAAACCUCGAUUGAUGAUACCCUACCAAAUGAUGUAAUAAUUAACUCAUGGCCUUCGCAAGAGAUAGCUUUGGCGUGUGCGAGCAUGAGCACUGUAGGUAUGAUCACUUUGCCAAUUUUGAUCCAUCGAUCAUGGUCGAAGACGAGAUCAAGUGAACAUGUUAGACGCAGCAGAGGUACUCCUUUAACGCGAUCAUGGACUUUACCUGGGUGGCUUUUCAGUCUAACAUCAUUGGUCAUCAUCGUUGGCGUCGCAUAUCAUAGUCAGCACGUUUUUGCUUCAAGCCUGGUUCGUCCUUCAGUUGCUUGCACAUUAACGGCUAUUGUUUUGGCAUUUGUCGUUAUGACCUGGUCGAUCAUGAAUCCAUACUCAAUACGCAGUACAAACAACUUGGAUCCUCGUCUUCAAGUCGAUUGGUAUCAUCAACGCAGCACGAGCAACAAAGAUGUCAGACAAGCAUACCCGUUUGCUGCUCAAAUGCCGAAACGCAAUAGAGGAUUUGUGAAAAGGUUCUUGUCAUCUCCACAAGAGCAGAAAUACAAAUACCAGAUCAGACCCAAAUAUCACGCCAACAUAUUCUCGCCAGUCAGCUACAACAACCCGAGCGGCCAGCAGUAUGAAUUGACAUCCGAACUAAACAGUAUCUCACCUUUCGAUCAAAGAUCUCUUCAUCGAACUCCUUCUCAAAGUAGUACAGCUCAAAAUGAAGGAGUAAUUCGUCAUCAAAAUUCAUUCUCUUCCAUUCAUUCAAAGCAAAUAAAGCGUAAACAAAUCAAAGAAAGUGAUUAUCCUUUAGAUGAACAACUCAUUAUAUCACAGUCAAACCGAUCUUUUGAUGAUAUCCAAUAUUUCGAUGCAAGAUCGAUCGUUUAUAGUAUACAUACUCCACCUUUGGCGGCGGCAGAAUCGGAAUCGGCUUCAUUGCAUUCGCUCUCACCUAAUUCUUCAUCAUGCAACCUGGCAACACCAAAAGAUAGUUCUGUCUUGCAAGAAGCAAGGAUUGUACACGAUCAGCAGAAGAUACAACAACCACCUACUUGGAUCAUCCCUGUUCCGCCUCCAGCUUUUUCGCCAAAAGUCUUCCCGCGUAAGACUUAUUUGCUUCAUAAUCGUAACGUGCAGGUAUGA
Molecule: messenger RNA, 1365 nt
Organism: Meira miltonrushii
Lineage: Eukaryota; Fungi; Basidiomycota; Exobasidiomycetes; Exobasidiales; Brachybasidiaceae
Exons: 2
Coding region: 1-1365 (454 amino acids)
Source: RefSeq, a predicted model, not a curated record